Messenger RNA from Rhododendron vialii, 2177 nucleotides. RefSeq names its product raucaffricine-O-beta-D-glucosidase-like. Gene Ontology annotation, molecular function: beta-glucosidase activity. Lineage: Eukaryota; Viridiplantae; Streptophyta; Magnoliopsida; Ericales; Ericaceae. The transcript has 13 exons. Gene Ontology annotation, biological process: carbohydrate metabolic process. Bases 97 to 1779 code for a protein of 560 amino acids. The record is from RefSeq and is a predicted model, not a curated record.
UAAGCACAAAAAAAUUCCACAACACUACUGGCUAUAUAUGCAUAAGCUCCUUUGUCUUCAGUAAAAAAAAGAGUGCUAUUAUUUGCUAAAUAAGCAAUGGAGGCUCAAGGCAAUGGCUACGCUAAUGAAAAGCAUUUGCCAAUUGUUGGCAAUGGCUUUCCUUUAAUCCAUCGUGCCUCUUUCACUGACGAUUUUGUUUUCGGCGCAGCAUCGGCUGCUUUUCAGUAUGAAGGUGCGUCAGAUAAAUACGGUAAAGGGCCAAGUAUUUGGGAUACUUUCACACAUGAACGACCUGGUAAGAUCGGUGACGGAAGCAAUGGAACAACGGCUGUUGAUUUUUAUCAUAGAUAUAAGGAUGAUGUCCAGAUCAUGAAGGACAUAGGUUUCAAUGCCUGUCGACUCUCAAUCUCAUGGUCUAGAAUUUUGCCAGGAGGAGAGAUCAGAGGAGGCGUGAACCAGGAAGGGAUCAAGUUUUAUCAUGAUCUGAUCGACGAGCUUCUGUCGAAUGGUAUAACUCCAUUUGUGACUCUAUUUCAUUGGGAUCUUCCGCAAGCCUUGGAAAACAAAUAUAUGGGUUUCCUAAGUACUCAAAUUGUGAAGGACUUCCGUGAUUACGCGAACCUCUGCUUCUCGGUGUAUGGUGGUAAGGUGAAAAAUUGGAUUACACUAAACGAGCCAGUUAUGUACUGUUGUUGCGGAUAUGCAGACGGUAGACAUGCACCCGGUCGAGGUCCUGCUUCUUCCUCGACGACGCCGCCAAAUUCUUCAUCUACAAACUCUCUGGCGGAGGGUCAUGAAAUUUUUACGGGUAUCCUCCUACCUCGAUGUCAGGCGACUGAACCUGCGGGCAACGGAGGGAGUUCGGAUAAUGGGGAUCCAGGAAGGGAACCUUAUAUCGUGGCACGCAACCUUCUUCUUGCUCAUGCAGCUGCUGUGAAACUAUACAAGGACAACUUUCAGGGAAUUCAAAAAGGGCAGAUAGGGAUUGUCCUAGUGUCUAACUGGUUUCUCCCAUGGGACGCUGACUCAGAAGAGGAUGAAGCAGCAGUCAGGCGAGCUCUAGAUUUCAUGCUUGGAUGGUUCAUGGAACCACUCAUAAGGGGUGCUUAUCCGCAGAAUAUGAUAGAUUAUGUUGAUGAAGACCGACUACCAAGUCUUAAAGUUCCAGGCUGUCCUUAUGAAGUAAAAGGAUCAUAUGAUUUUAUCGGAAUAAAUUAUUAUACUGCUCAAUAUGUACUUAAUUCACCAAAGCCACCUGGAGAAAAACCAAGCUACAAGACAGAUCAACAGCUUAAGACCACAUAUUACAACAAGAACAACGUGCCCAUUGGUGAAAAGUCCGGUGCCGAUUGGCUCUACAUCUAUCCGAAGGGGAUAGGAGAGCUAUUGAAGUGGAUAGCGGAGAAUUACGGCAACGACAGGGAUCUUGUUAUUUACAUUACCGAAAAUGGGGUUGGUGAGAAGGAUGAUUUCAAGAAAACAGUUAAACAGGCGUUGAUGUAUAAAGAUGCCUCGGGUGGAGAUAUGAGGACCAAUUACCACCACGACCAUCUUCUAAAUCUCCUCAACGCAAUGACCAAUGAUAUUAUGAAGAAGAAUCACGUUGAGGUGAAGGGAUACUUUGUGUGGUCGUUGCUGGAUAAUUACGAAUGGGGUGACGGAUACAAAACUCGUUUCGGAUUGGUCUAUGUUGAUUACAAGGAUGGACAUUUGGUACGGCACUGGAAAAAAUCAGCCACAUGGUUCAAGAAAUUUUUCGACGAUAGUUUCUCAGGCUAGCUGUCGCUCAUGAAUUUAGUGUGCUUGCUUGCUUGCUUGCGUGUUCAUUUCCUAUGGUUAAUAUUUGGCUUUCAAUAAUAAAACCAACAACAUGCCCAGAAACAAAAUUACCUAGAAAUUAGUGAGUCGACCCGGCCAGUUAGCUUGUGUGGACACCUCAAUUUCUGGUGGUUUGUUUUUUGGGCAGACUAGUUGUUGGUACCAAGUAUACGUAUGUUUGCGUUCUAUGUAUUAUUGUUUGUGUGUUUAAAUUUGUUCGAGAUAUCGAACAAGUUGUGAGUAAUUGUAAGAACAGGGCCGGCCGGGGGAUCGAGGACUGUACUCCUCGCGGUGUGGCGGCCAAUUAUAUUAAUUUGCUACUGGAUGCAAUAAUACUUAACGAUUUCUUAGUCCUAAAA